UUGGCAAAGACGUAGUGUGCUGGGUAGGGAAAAAGAAGAGAGGUGUGAAGAUGCGGUGGACACCUUGUUUUCAAUGGGAGAGUGGACCCCUCUCUGUUUCUCAAUAGGAGCUGCCCGCUGCCAUAUCUGAAAAUCUGACUCUUUUGUUAUCUAAUGGGAAGAGCAGCCCCUUUUUAGUGAAGAGCAGGCUCUGAAGUCAACUCUCUUGCAGUACUUUGAUCUAAAAAUACCGGUCUGUGUUGAGAAGAAUGGACGAGGGAAUUAACUCCUGUAAUACGGCCUGUAGGAAAUUACCUACAAGAUAAGAGGUGACUUGAUCUUUUUGAGAAAAAGACAGAAAAAUGAGACAAGAAGAGACUUCCUUAUCUUGAGGAUGUUUGCUCUGAAGCAUCAUCUGGUGACUGCUUGAGUCUGCCUUGCAGGACCAGUCCACCACAACCGGCUCCUAUGGCCAGCAUCACUCACUUCCUUUCGUUUGGAGGUAUUGGAUUUACCAAAGCAUCCCUUGUCCCUCUCAGUGUUCUGGGGCUUCUGUUGCCUCCUGGUUGCCUCCAGUAGCCUGCAGCCCCGUGAUGCUGCUCCUGCUCACAUGGCAGAGCAGGAUGUGAUCAGCCCUUCAAUUAGGCAGAGAUCUGAAAGGAAGAGGAAAUCAAGAUGAUGAACCAGUGAGGAGCACGUGUGAGUCAGUAUUAGAUAUCUGAUGGCAUCAUGAGCAACGAGUGAGUCCUACUACCACUUUUGGAGGGUCCCAGCCUGUUUGCCUGCAAUAACUAAACACAUCUUCUAGGGGGAAACUGUGCUGCACUAAUGAGGGGUGUUCACACCAACCAGGCUCUGUGUCUCCUUCAGGGUGCUCUGGUGCUCAUCCAUGAGGAAUUUUUCACUAUGCAGAGUACUGUUCUUCAUUAAAAUGGCCUUGUUAAAUAGCUGUGAGGUUCCUCCACGCCUCCUUUGUGAAACUGAUCUACUCCACAGCUGGCAGCUCUUUAGAGAAGGAAACAGGAGGUUACUGAACCCAUUCAUUUCUCACAUGCACCCACGUUUCGGAUGGCUGUGGAGAUCCAGCUUUAAAGUCCUCUGCGAGCCCUUGGAAUGAAGCGCACUUUGUGAAGACGUUGUAAUUACGAUGGGAUUUAGGGGUGUGUGGAAAUGAGUCAUGGAGACGUUUCCCAGCCAGCAGGCUCUUGGAGCCAGGUGAGCUCUUCCCUGGAAUGUGAAGCAUGCGGCACGGCAACUGGGAGGAACAGGUUUGGCAGGACGCUUGAAGCUGUUCCCAGCAGACAGCCUCUUGAGAGCCACAUCCCUGCUUUACCACCUCCCAGCCGGAUGCUCCUCUCUGCCACACUGGCCCUGGCGAGCUGGAGAGGAUGGACACGCUGCGAAGGAGCCUUUCCCGCUGGAAGAGGUACCACAUUAAGGUGCACCUGGCCGAUGAGGACCUGAUGAUGCCCCUGACGGUCAAGCCCAGGGACACGGUGAUGGACCUACGGGCUCACUUGGUCCGGGAGGGCGUCACUUCCUGGAAGAAGACAUUUUAUUACAACUCCAGGCAGCUCGAGGAGCACGAGACUCUCAAAGAAGCCAAUAUCCAGAACGGCUCCGUCCUGCUUCUUGUCAGCAACAACAGGUAAUGCCAAAGAGCACAGCCGAAGCCAUGAGAGAUGGGAGCAUGACAAGGGCUGAAGGAAAGCAGAUGGAAGAGAGCUUGGCCACGGAAAGGCAGCCCCACCACCGGUAAGUCCCUCCCCGCACGCCGGCUCCAGGAGUGUUCAGAAGCAGCUCCCAGUGUUUUCAGCAGUGAAUAAUGCCCAUGAAUAACGAACCCAAACAGAACAACAAAUAACGUUUCCUCAUGCGCUCCCAGCUGCCAAAGAAGCGCGGGCAAGACUGACUCAGCUCCCGAGGGCAGUGAAUCAGAGAGAGAUGCCCGUCAAAGGGCGACUUCUGCCUGGGUGAUGAAGCGAGAGGGAGCAGAGGUGGACUUUGCUUAGGGCCCGAGAUGGGGACUUGGGACAUGUGAGCCUCCUUCCGACCCUCCCAACGGCGAUUCCUCAGAGGAGCUGGCUUGGUUGCUGUCCCUCAACUGAUGGAUCUUAUCAUAGGGGAAAAAGAAGGAGAAAGGAAAAAGGCAAACCACGUGGAAACAGCCACAGGUACAGCAUAAAGAGAGGUGUGGACAAGACCAAAGACCAAAGUUAAAAGGUGCUUGAGCUCCUGUCUGCGUGCCAGCCUCAGUGUAUUCUGAGAUGGAGACAUCUGCAACUUCACAUGCUGUACUGUGGAUGGGAUUUCUUCUUCAUCUUUGGGAUCCUGCUGUUGAUGGGGCAUCCCGGGCAGGAUUACCAACAGCACUGCACUCCACCUCCACCUUGGAGCUGCAGCCAGGCUCCCCCAGCCAGCUCCUUCUCUCCAGCAUCACAAGACAAGCCCAGGCAGGCCAUCUCCAGCAGCUGCUGUGCUUCAGCAAGGCAGCUCAGGCUGGGGCAUGUUCCAGUGGCUCUUCUCCAGUCCCCAGUCACGGAUGCAUGGAGUGCUUCAGUUUGCAGGGCCAUCAGCCUGGCAGCUCUCCUCAGCACUGAAUUUACUCUGUUAAGUUACAUCAGUGUCCUGCCCAGCGGGCAUGGGGGAACCGGUGUAGUCUGUGAAGUCUGCCUUGAAUUCGCCUGCUUCAUUGCAUUUCCUGCCCUGCCUUCUGCUCAAUGAGCCUGCACUGGCUGUCUAGGGAAUACAGAGGGAUUUUCAUAUCCAGGCGAAUCCAGUGGUGAGCUCUCAGGGCUCGAGCAGGCUGUGGCACAUCUCCCUUGCGGCUGCUUCACUAUGGGAUUCCCUCCCGCAGCAGCACUUGCACACACUCCCCAGUCCAUGGCAGCUGCACCACAUUUCCUUGCAC
Messenger RNA from Neopsephotus bourkii (Bourke's parrot), 2890 nucleotides. RefSeq names its product TINCR ubiquitin domain containing (gene TINCR). The coding region runs from base 1368 to 1631 and encodes 87 amino acids. Gene Ontology annotation, molecular function: protein binding. The transcript has 4 exons. The record is from RefSeq and is a predicted model, not a curated record. NCBI's taxonomy places the organism in Eukaryota, Metazoa, Chordata, Aves, Psittaciformes, Psittacidae.